Haliotis rufescens (red abalone) is the source of this 6195-nucleotide messenger RNA. RefSeq lists its product as uncharacterized. Gene Ontology annotation, biological process: protein refolding. Gene Ontology annotation, cellular component: cytoplasm; cytosol. The record is from RefSeq and is a predicted model, not a curated record. Gene Ontology annotation, molecular function: Hsp70 protein binding. The transcript is spliced from 20 exons. The coding region runs from base 1 to 4986 and encodes 1661 amino acids. NCBI's taxonomy places the organism in Eukaryota, Metazoa, Mollusca, Gastropoda, Lepetellida, Haliotidae.
AUGGCGCUCUUCAGCAACGAGAAGUUGAAGUACCUGCGAACUUUAGGAUUGAAAUUUGACGCCACAGAAGAUGAUAUAAAGAAAACAUACAAGAAACUAGCCCUGAUACAUCACCCUGAUAAGUGUCAGAAUGAUCCAGAAGCUACUAAAAGAUUUCAAGAACUGAGUGCUGCAUACUAUGGCCUACAGCGACUUAAAGAGAGGGAGAGACGAGCCGCCUCCUGCAACUGUGGCCAUGCCCACUACGACUGUGGGUAUGACUUGGACUUGGACUACAGUGACUACUACGACUCUGAUGAUGAAUAUUCCCAGUUCUAUUCACAAGAUGAUGAGGAUGAGCUGCUGGAUUUCUUCAGGAAGAUUUUCAUGGAUGUUUUCUCUGAGUUUGUCUUCAAGAAAAAGUUCCAAUCAAAGAGGAAGAAACCUGACCCCUACACAACAGAGGACACGGAGGAGGAGGGCUUCUUCGAAUUUCUAUCCACGAAGUUCCGGUCGGAGGGAAGGAGCAGCAUUGAUGACUACAUCCUCACCGAAGAUGAUUUGAAGAAAUUCCAGUCCUAUGAUGAAUGGCAGAAAGCGAGAGACCCUAGCAAGCCCCCCAACAGGUGUAAGAGGCGAGCUGUCCAGAAAUCCAGGAGACGUCAGAAGGAGGAGCAGAAGCAAAUGAACAAGAAGCAGAGGAAGACGGAACAGAAGCGGAAGGAGAAAGAACUUCAGGCAAUCCGAGACCAGCUUCUGAGGACUCUAGAUGAGAAAAAGGAAAAAAAGAAGAAAAGACAAGAUUCAGAGACCCCACACCACAAACCCAGCAGUGAACCAGUCCACUUAAUGUCCAGAGCCACAAAGAGUCCAGAAAGACUUGAAAUUGAGCGGCAACUGACAGAAGCACAGAGAAAGGAGCACGAAUUGCAAGAAAACUUGCGGCGUCUCGAAGCUCAGGAACAUAAGCAAGAGAAGAAACUACGCAAAUUGGAAAAGAAGAAAGCGAAAAAACAACAGAACACAACACAAAGUGCUCCAUCGCUGCCAUCAGAACAGAGAAACUUUCCUCACCAGACUUUCAACAACACAGAUUUCAUGGCAAGCAAGUACGACCAGAAAAAUCUAACCAGCUCAUUUGAUCACAAGCGUAUGUCGAAGGAGGAGCGGGACAAAGGCCUGGCAGACUUGAUGGACCAAGUAAGGAGGAAGCAGAGAAGCUCUGAGGAUGGAGGCAGUGAUGUCACGGGGAAAAUGUCCGAUGCUGCUGAUGCUGUUUAUGCAGGCCAGGAGAGGAAAACUUCUGUUACUGCGAGACAGAAUGAUACACCAACAUCCGCCAGUACAUGCACCACACCAACUUCUGGGAUCAUGGCUGCAACCUCGCUGCUCGACCAGCAUCUGGAGGCCUACCACGAGCUGAUGAAGCUGCAGCCGAGACGGCACACGGAGCAGCAACUCCGCGAGGAGAGACUGCGCAUCAGGGAUGCUCAACUCAGAUCACAUCAAUCGGAGCUUGAGCGACUCCGUAGAAAACCCAGCAAUGAUUUAUCCCAAGAUGACCUGUACAUGAAGCGAGACGAACUGCUGCGGAAGCAAAGAGAAAAAGAACGUCUGAGAAACGAAGAAGAGGCAUUUGAACUGAAGAAAGAGGUUGAGAGGCAGCGCAGCGCCCCCUCAGCCCCGGUCAGCAGGAAGUACUACGAGAGCAUAUCCUACCAUGAGAAGCAACAUAGCAAGAUGGAGCCUCACACACCACACAGACAGACACCCAGGCGGACAUCGAGAACACCCCCUCUCAUCACGACUUUUGACAACCCCAUCAAGAGAGAAAUUCCCAACCGGCAGAGUACGUGGAGUCGUGUGGUGACCAGUGAGACGCCAUGGGGAGAAAGGACUCGGAAGCAGAUUGAGCUGAAGACAAUGCUGCCGAGCAACAUGGACGAAGAGGAGGAGAUGCUGCAACAGGCGCUGUCCCUCAGCAUGCAAACGGCCGAACUGGACAUGCAGCAGAGAAAGUGGCAGGAGCAGCUGGAACAAGCAGAAGUUGACCGGCAGAUUAUGGCAGCAGCCAACAGGACAACACCCAAUCAGCAGACCGGCACCAGAAACCGGAGCUCCCACCAGGUGGAGCCAACUGUUUGUUCCCCGAUAGCGAAGUACCCUCUCUCCGACAAGUUCUUAGUGUAUCCGGGACCCUCUGUCAAUCAGUCAGCCAGCAGCUUGGCAGAAUUUGAAGCCCGACCGUCAUGGUCUCUACCUCCAAAGCCCAAAUCUGAAACAAGAAAAGUGUGUCGGCCAAAACCAGCAAGCAGGGACACCUGGUCUCUCUGCCCCGGCAGACCCUCGGAUGACGACUGGAGCUGCUCCAAGUCAGCUAAAAUGGAAGGUGUUGAAUCUGAACUUGAGGAAUAUGAUAACGCAGUGGAAGAAGGACACUUUCAGUUAAAAAGCCUUGUUAAGAAUGGCCAUGCAUGUGAACCGACUUCUUUGAGUUACGAAACGUCAUGCAUGCAGAACAACCCUUGGACAAAUACUCAGCAUCAUGGUGUGAACAGAAAUGUGAAUUCCAGUCACAAAGCUGGCCAUGAGAAAAAGUCACUUGGCCAAGUUAUGAACAAGCCUUUGCUUAACACUAAUGACAACUCAAAUAAUUUCAACAGCAACACCCAAAAACAUCUGAAAGCAAGAGACUCGUCAAGCCACCAGGAAACCACUGAUGACUGGGAUGCUGAGUGUCGAUGGAAGACAGAGGGCCCGUCGUAUCCACUACGCAAGUACAAGCCCAAGCCUGAUUCAGGGAAGUCUUUGUCAGGUAAAAGAGUUAAUGAGAAUCUCUUGCCUCCCAAGCCCCUCUCUCUGAUGCUAGGAAACCGUGUUCCUUGUAGUGCUGAAAUUCAAGUGCAAACAGAUCAACAGACUCCCAAAACCAUUCCUGGAUUCCUGGGGAACCCUUUGCCGUGUACAGCUGAAGUUACUGUGCAAACAGAAGAUCAACAGACUCCAGUAACGAUCCCUGCCUUUCUAAGAAAUCCUCUGCCUUGUACUGCUGAAGUUCCUGUGCAGACUGAUGGUCAACUGCAAACAGAAGCGGUUGGUGUUCACAGUAUUACGAUUGAGGCCGAGACAAACACAGAACCGCUUGUAGAGCCUGACCUGGUUCCAGAGAGACAUGACUGUUUCACACAGACCAAAGUCUCCUCGGGUUUUGUAGGAGGGGUUUGGGACUCUGCAUCCAACAAUGCUGACAAGAUUCCUGUUCCUAGGCCACAGACAAAUUCUUUGCCUGAUCAAGAGGUGUUGAAAAAAAUCCCUCCAAAUGGAUUUUCCCACUCCCACGUGAGUAAUUUCAGAGGUCAGACAAGUAACAGGGUGCCUCAGAUGGCACCAGAGGAUAUGGGAAAACAGCCUCAGAGACAGAAGCCCGAGGACUGGGAUGACAAUCUGCUUGUUUCAUCCUUUGCAGAAGUAAGUGUUAAGAAUCAUGCUGCAAAAAGAACAGAAAAUAGUAUCACUGUCAACACAAAUCAUGAAAACACCAUGAUUCCAAGACUGCCUGUUAUAACUCCUGUGUUGAAUGAUAGCCCGCAGCAGAACCAGGUGACUGAAAGAAUGAUGACGGAUGAUCAGAAGCUGAGCGAUCAUCACUACAAUGUCCAGCAAGCAGAACAAACCACUCAGCCAUCAGGAAGAAAUGUCAGUGGAUGUGUAACUUCAGAACAAUCCAGUCUACCUGGUGGCCUUCCUAUCGGACUUCCUCAACAUCUGAUCCAGGCAUAUCUACAGUUUGUGACACAAAAUGAAACUCAACCAAUUCAUCAACAAGCCUCCCCACAUCCAGGUCCAGAGAAGUGUGUGCAAGAUGUUGCCUCUCACAAAGCUUCCAGUGAGAUGACAUCCAAUCCUCCGUGUAGUGCAACAUCUGCAACAUAUGCUCUGCCAGGCAGCCCUGGCUUCAUGUCUCCGAUGUGGUCCCACCUGUAUCCAUGGAUGGGCCCACUUAUGGCUAACCCUGUUAUGUCGCAUCCAAUGAUGCCCUUCUGUCCUCCUCCGGUUUUUGCCUACUCGCUUCAGCAACAGAUGAAGCCACAGGAGCCUGAUGCUAAAGAAGUCACAUCAAGCCAGCGGUCACAUCAAGGGAUUGCACAAAGAAGCUGUGUCAGUCAAGAGCAAGUACAUGGCAGUCCUCAUCGAUGGAACUCGGGCUUCGGUCAACAGGAUCCUGUAUCCUUGAACAAAUCAAGUAGCCAUGAAUCAGAGAUAUGUAAAGGUUCAGAAGGUAGUAGGUUAGAUACUGAGGUUGAGAACUGCACAGCCCAGCAGACCUGUUCUGGUUUUGGACAGAAGGAGCCAACAAACAGUGUUUGUGUAGGACAACAGGAGCCGAUGAACAAGGGUGGUUUUGGACAGAAUGAGCCAAUGAACAAGGGUGGUUUUGGACAGAAGGAACCAAUGAACAAGGGUGGUUUUGGACAGAAGGAGCCAAUGAACAAGGGUGGUUUUGGACAGAAGGAGCCAAUGAACAAGGGUGGUUUUGGACAGAAGGAGCCAAUGAACAAGGGUGGUUUUGGACAGAAGGAGCCAAUGAACAAGGGUGGUUUUGGACAGGAGGGGCCAAUGAACAAGGGUGGGUUUGGACAGAAUGAGCCAAUGAACAAGGGUUCUUUUGGACAGCAGGAGCCAAUGAACAAGGGUUCUUUUGGACAGAAUGAGCCAAUGAACAAGGGACAAGCACAAGGGUUCUGGAUGCAACAGAAUCAACCCGGUUCUGAAGGCAAUAUGAACAACAGCAACCUGGUAGACGGUGAAAUGGGGGACACCCUGACACAGUCAGAUGGACCUUACAGCUCAAGGAACAUGAGGUCAAACAUCCCACCAAGGUUCCAGCGACAGAAGCGUUUGGAACUGAACAAGAAGAUCAAGACUCUAAUACAGGAAAUAAACAAAGAACAGGAAGAUUAUAAAGAGACAGAAAUCGUCACAGAGGAGGACCGUAUCUCGGCUUAGAGUGGAAAGUUACUCCCUAAACCUGCCACACCUCAUCAAGACUAUCACAAUGUUAUUUAUUACCAAGGCGUAUGCAGUUCUAGUCAUUUCCUGUCUUCUCAGUGCAUUGAUAUUUGAUGUCUUAAAAAAUGUACACAACUGAAAUUAUUCAGUGCUUUACCUCGUUUUUGUCCAAUAUUGUCAUCAUCAAUCAUAUUCGUUUGACUAUCAGAAGUUGUCUCAAAAAGCACAACUCGGGCCUCAUGAUUGUUGGUUUCAUUUAGUUUGCUAAUCCAGAAACACUUUGUCAUCAAUCUUCAUGGUUUCUUAGCUUCAACUGUGAGCCAUUGGCAAGUUUUUAUUUUCCAAAGAGACAGUUAUUUUGAUUUUGAAUUAGACAUCUCACGUAGAAACUAAAACUGUUACUUUCCACUUUAUAAUUCAGUAUUUUUCAUGAUCAAAUUGAAUAAUAGAUUUCUUUUCAUAAAUAUACUACCAAAAAAAAGUUGAGCAACACCCAAUUCUUUGAUAUUACCAAUAUGAAUCAUUUUGAUAUGUUUGAUGUGAGAAACAGUUAAUAUUCAGAAGAUGAGGUUUGAGAGAUAGAUAUUUGACUGGUAUGUUUAGUUGGUAUUUCAGAAAUAUAACAACCCUAAGCCUCAAGUUGGAAGAACAUGAAGACAUGAAAUUAUUAUAGAUAACACUUUCUUCAUUGUUUGUAAUGACGUCUCAUCAGAAGUAGCCCUGAAAUGUCAUUACAUUAAAGAAAGUGUUAUCCAUUCAAGAUUCAUGUCUUUAUAGCCAGUUGGCUGCAUUUGGUUAGCUGUUGUGAUACCUUUUUACUUGAUGGACACACACGCUCACAUCACAUCGAAAGAAAAGAGACUGUCAUGUUGGAUGUUUUGAUGUUGCAGAAUGUGUCAGCCUGUCAAAAGAGUCUCUGAAAUUGAACAAUAUGCCGGGGAUAUUUUUUCUGUUUUUGAAGGUUUUUUUAAUAUAUAAGUUCUGACAUGUUCUGAGGAUUUCUUCUCAUUUCUUUUGUUUGUUGAUUAUGAGGACCUCCGAUACCAUAGGUUCAUUUCUAAAGGUGCUACUAUUUCCUCACUGAUGUAUAUUUAUGUGUGCUAACUAGUCAACAAAUGUGCUCACUACAGUAGUAAUACUGCUUGUUAUAUAUCUUCUUACUUUUGUAAUCAUUUAUAUGUUUGAUUAAAAUUGUUCUGAGAGAUG